Messenger RNA from Candoia aspera, 5306 nucleotides. It is a transcript of the gene MAMLD1, whose product is annotated as mastermind like domain containing 1. The record is from RefSeq and is a predicted model, not a curated record. Gene Ontology annotation, cellular component: nuclear body. Bases 143 to 3106 code for a protein of 987 amino acids. Gene Ontology annotation, biological process: regulation of transcription by RNA polymerase II. NCBI's taxonomy places the organism in Eukaryota, Metazoa, Chordata, Lepidosauria, Squamata, Candoiidae. The transcript is spliced from 5 exons.
GAGCGCCGGGCGGGGAAGCAGCGGCGGAAGGGAAGCGGAGCGGAGCGGAGCGCCUCUCGCCCGGCGCCUCGGGCUCCCCUCGCCGCCGCCGCCGCCGCCGUCUCCGAGUGGAUGCGAACCGCGGGGCGAGCGCCAGUCCAAGAUGCUUCUAGUUUCCCCGCGGGUAGAAGCACCACGCAUGGAGCCGCACAUCACGUUACAGGGAUCCAUUAAGAGGAAAGUGGAAGAUGACGGUUCGCCGGCACCCAAUGCCAUGCCUGAUGUCAUCUUCCCAAGUGAGAGUAAGAGACUUUGUCUUGAUGACGUCACUCUUUCCAUGGGUCCUGGGACCAAUCCUGUUUCGUGUCCCGAUAUGCAAAGCUCUCCAUUCUCAGCCAAUCAUGGAACCUCCUCUAUGUCUGGACAUGGAAUGCUGCUUGAAAAUAACCACAUGAAUGGGAGUGGCAUUGGGUCUCCAUUUUCUGUACCUCCUAAUGCUGAAGUUGGGCAGAAGGGGCCCCUCGGGGGACAUUAUAGUGAAAAAGGGAGCCACAUGCAUGCUGUGGACCAGGAACUACAAGAUUUGUUGGAAGAGCUGACCAAGAUGCCUGAUCCCUCUCCAAAUGAGUUGGACCUUGAAAAAAUCUUAGGGAGCAAACCUGAAGAACCCAUCGGGAACCUUGCCCACCCACCAGCAGCCAUGAACAGCACUCCCAAGUCCUCUCCUCAGGCUACACCCUUGGACAACCAUCUACCCAACAAAGACUUUUCUCCUGGAUGCAACCCAAGUGGUGGGUCCCCGCAGAUGAGGCCACCAUCGACUGGAGCAAGCUACUCAGUUCCAUCUCAGAACAAGGCUGUUGCUUCACCUAUUUCUUCUGCCACACCCAACAAGGGCCAGGCUCAGGCCAUCCACAUGCCUGGGACUAAUUGGCAUGCCCAGCAAUUGAAGCACUUAGCCAGCAAGCAAGCCCCAACCUCCAAGCCCCAAGCCCCAAGCUGGCCAACCAUAUCUUCUCAAGGUCUUUCUCCUCCUUACAGGCAAGGGUCUUCUCCGCACCACCAGCCAUUCAGUCCCCAAAAUGUCAUGGUCUCCAGCAUGAGUUCUAAUGGCCUGCCAGGAAGCAACAUUCAGAGUCCACAAAACUCCCUGCUUUCAAGCAUCACGUCCAACAGUAAUCCACCUGGAGGUCUCUCUCCUCCUUUUGGGCCAGAGAAGCUUUCCAGUCCAGUCCUCAACCAGCAAUCUUUCAGCCCUCCAAACUCCAUCCUCCCCAACAUUUCAGCCAACAGCAUUAAGAGUUCUCCAAACCCUUUGGGGCCUCCGAAUACUGGACCUUCACCGUACAGGCCAGAGAAACUUUCCAGCCCAGCUUUGCACCAACAACCUUUUAGCCCUCAAAGUACCUUGAUUCCCAACACCACACCUACCAGCAACCCAACCAACAUGCAAAGUUCACUCUACAAACCGAUGUCAUCCACACAGUCCAAGAAUAUGAACAUAAUCAUGACACAGUCCUCCAACAGCGUGCAACCGGGGUUGGGGAGUGACGGGCCUGUUGCCCAAGACCAGUUUUCAUUCAGCAACACCAAGCCACUCUCCCAUUUCAAUUCAGAGCCCACCCCUGCCCAGAAGAUGUCACCGAUGGCUUCAAACCCGGGGCAGCAGUCCCUCAUGCAUUAUCUGCAGCAACAAGCUGCAACUUCUCCACAAUCCCAACAAGUCAACAACAACCAGCUUCUUCAGCAGCAGCUGCGGCAAUUGAUGCAGCCUUCUCGGAUGCAGCGGCACGUCCAGCCAUCUCCACUGUCAUCGCAAGUGCGGCAGGACCAGGCCCCUGGCAUCGCCGCUCGACUGCAGGAGCCAGGAGUCCCCUCCAGCCCGGGUUCAGUGCCUGCCCAGGCCCCACCCCUGGUGAAUGACUACACCCUGAGGAACCAGCUCCUGAAGCAGCAGAUUAUGAGACGGCGGCAACAGCAGCAGCAGCAGCAACAGCAGCAGCAGCAGCAGCUUCAGGAAAAGCAGAGGCAUGGCAUGAUGAGUGUGGCAUCUGAACAAAGGGGUCCCUUUGUGGGCCAACAGAUGAACCAGUUUCCCGCAGUUUCCCAGUCCAUGCCAACUGACUGCAGCCAGUCCAUGCAACCCUCUGGCUCAAACCACCGCAUGAUACCUCCUGCCCAAGGAAUCCUGCAGAACACCUUGGCCUCCGGCAUUGGGCCAGCUGCUGUGAACCAGAACAGUGGAGCUAUGGUGAUGAUCCCGCAUAAUCCCAACAAGCAGCCAGCCAUCUUCCCCCCGAAUUCCGAUUUCAACCUCCCGCUCCGAGCAAGCCAAAACUCGCUGGGCAUGACUUCAGGAUGCCAAACCGUUCACAGCCAUCCUGUGGCUCGGCCAGGCAUGGCUUUGCCCAGCUUUGCUGCUGGUGCGUUAGUUACACAUUCUUCUGCCCAGCAGCACUUGAGGCAGCAGGCCAUGACGAGAAUGCCCGCCAUCUAUUCCAAUUCCUCUGCUCCGAUGUGGACACCAACAGUGGUCCCGAGGAUGCCAAAUCAAAGUCCGAUAGAAGCCAGCAUGCACCAAUUCUCUGAUAAUCCUGUCUUCUCCAAACAGAACAUCAGGUCAAGUCUCCCUGGCCAACCAUUUACUCACCAAGCUGGGCCUCCUCCCAACCAGAUCGUUCCUGGGGUGCAGGCCAGACAGAUACAGAAAGUCAACCUUGGACCUUCUAACCAAAGCUUAAUCCCUCUCAAUAAUCAGAACCUGAGACAUGGUUUAAGCAGAGGACCUUUGCCAGCUGCCAUGAAUGUUAUGAAAUCAAUGCCCCAAGGGGUCUCUGGGUUUAGCCAGCUCAGCGCUGCUCCAGCAGUUGGGCCACCCAGUUAUCCAGGCUCAGCUGGGCAGUCCUCCGUAACGUUCAACAGAAUGAACGUUGCUUUGGAGUUGUCACCGCAGUACGACUUUGUAACUCAGCAAAACAACGCCAUGUUACCCGGGACGUGCAGCGAAGCUGACUUUAUUGACUCUUUGAUGAAGAACAGCAGCGGCACUGAUGAAGACUGGCUAAAUAAUUUGACAUUGAUAGAUGACAUUUUGGGGCAGCACGUUCAGAGUGCUGGACAUGUGUGAUUCUAGAGAGGAAUGAAAGGAGGUGUAAAUAAUCUGCAGGACCUGAAAUGGAACCCUAUAAAAAAUUAGCAACAACAUUUUACAUCUCCUUCUUUCAGAGUCGAAAGAAAGGAUGAGGACGCCCACUUCAUUUGCUUUCCUCCAGGGAUUUUUCAAAUGGCUGUGUACAUAUUUGAAUAUUUUGUAAAUUAUGUUUUCCUAAACAUUAAAUAUGGAAGUAUUUAUACUUCUUUGCUGGACUUUGUAAAUACCUUAUAGAUUACUUUUUUUUUCUUAUAUUAUAGGAAUUACACUUUGUUCUAAAUAUGCAAAUAUUAUUGUUAGUUUCAGUAAUACUGUGUAUUACAGCAUCGAAUAUUUUAUGUUUUUGACAUAACGUAUGGAUGAGGGGUGCCCUGGAAAACAGAAUAAACAGAAAGAAAAAUUUGCAGCAAUUCCUACCUCCCUGCUUCUUCUAGUGCAAAUUGUACAAACCUCCGUUUUGAUCAGCGGCCAAAAAGCUUUGCAAAGCAGCUCAUUGGGACAAGCUCCUACAUGAAAGAAAGAGAAGAUCGUUGUUCUUUUUCCAUCAGGGCUUUCCUCACACAGUGAGGAUCUUCUCACUGCAUCAUUUCAAUGGGGACAGGCAAAUCUGGGGUGGGGUGCAGGCGCUGUGCACAUUUGGAACACGAUCCUUUGGGUCUGCUGUGGUCUGUGCGAAAAACAAGUAAACGUACGGUAAGAGUAUUCUCCCAGAAGACCUGACCUGCUCCAAACUACAGAUAGUCCUUGCUUAACAAUCACAAUUGGGACUGGAAUUUUGGUUGCUAAGUGAAGCAGUCAUUAAGUGAAUCCGACCUGUUUUUACCAUCUUUUUGUGGUGGUCGUUAAGCGAAUCACUGUGGGCGUUAAACAAGCCAUGUGGUCGUUAAGCAAAUCACAUGGUUCCCCACUGAUUUUGCUUGCCAGAAGCUGGCCAGGAAGGCCAAAAAUGGUAAUCACAUAACCAUGGGACACUGCGAUGGCCAUAAAUGGAAACCGGUUGCCAAAUGCCCAAAUCGUGAUCUUAUGACUGCGGGGACAUUGCAACGGUCAUUAGUGUGAGGGCCAGUCAUCAGUUGUUUUUUUCCAGCACCGUUGUAAGUCUGAACCAUCACUAAAUGAGUGGUUGUUAAGUGAGGAUUACCUGUAGCUGAUCCUGGUAAUUGUAAAAAAUCAAUUUCACAAAAAGCAAACUUCUGAGGUAGUUCCACGCUCCCCUCUAGUUUUCUCAGUUUGUCCUGUUUUGUGCGCCUCCCAGACAGUAGGCGCAUGAAAACAAGGCCACCUACAUUUUUGUUUUCUAACAGUUCCUAUGUAGUGGUGCCUCUAAAUAAAUAUACCAGUGCUUUGCAGCUUCCCCUUUAAUUGCUUGGAAAUUUUUUUUAAAAAAAACUAUUGAAAUAUUAGGAGUCCCAAGGCAGGAGGCUGAACACAUUUGAGUCCCUGGAGUCUGCACAGCCUCUCCUUGGAGUGCAACCUCAAGCCGUGCACUUCAUGUGCGAACAAGCCCCACAGAGGAUGUCUGAAAGGGGCGCAAAGCUGGGCAGGGCUCUGGAGCCGAGCCCAGGAUGUUAAUCCCAGGUAGCUCCGUCCUUCCCGAAUGCUGCAGCGUCUGUCAAUGGCAGAAACGCUGAUGUUCACCUGCAAGGCACCCCAUUGAGAGUAACCAAGCCAUGCCACUGUGGCUACGUGAAGCUGCCCCUGGAGAAAUCAGGGGCUGGUCUUGAGAAAGGGUUAGAAUGCCAAGGCUAGUUUGCAAAAUGAUCUAUGCCAGAAGGAUGCCCAGCUCUAAAAACAGAGGUCUUUCUGAUUUGCCCACCUCAACCAUGUAUAUUUGUAGAAUACAGAUGCUUUGUUCUUGGUUCUAAAUGAUUUUUUUUUUUUUUUGGCAUUCUGUUUUUAAUAUAAGGAUUGCCCCCCCCCACCUCCCGGCAUAAAAAUGUCUAUAAAAACACAAAAUAGCUUAACUUUGGAUGUUUUUUCUGUCAUGUAUAUUUAAGAGUCUGUUUAUCAAAGAGAUCCAUUGUACUGUACGCUUCUUCAAAAAAUGUUCCUACUUUGUGUAACCAUAUUUUAAUAGCCACAUCCUCCUCCUCCAUUUGUAAAAUAGCAUUUGUGUCAGACACACCAAACUGUUUUUUCCUUCAUACCAUAAUAAACUGCCAGGGAAAAAAUUGCA